AUGAACGUACAGAUCAAAAAGGAGCAUGCAAUCGAAGAGGCUGGGUGCACACCCGGCAUCAAAGUUGAGCUUCCCACCCAGGAGUCUGCGUGCUCGCAACCUGCAAAGCGUCGGCGCCUUCGGCGCCAUGACGUGCAGGUGAGUCAAAGCAUGGGCGCCAUUUGCAAGAAAGAGGAGAACAAGGAAGCCGGCCUUGACUUGCACAACCUUUGGUUGAAGAUCAAGAUGGAGGUGAAGGAAGAACUUGAAACCAUGGACGGGCGCAACCCGGAGGGCGGAUUGAAGGAAGUCAAGACAGAGCCGACAGGCUGCAAGGUGAAAACAGAGGCUUCCAUCUUGACCAGCACAUCUGGGAAAGACGGCAAGAACAUCAAGGGUCAGCCAAAAGUGAAGGUGGGAAAGGCGCAGGCAGCGGACGGAAAGGCCGCCAUGGUGAAAGCAGAGCCAGCGCUGGAAGAGACUGGCCGUCAGUUGACCCUCCCAACUGGGCACAGCCUGGCUGAUCGUAGCGACCUGCCGAAUUUUGAGGGCCAGAUGACCGCGUGGGCCCAUCAGUGUGCGGAGUUCCGCGGGAAGUCAACCUGGACGCCCUCAAGGCCCUGCUGCCCGGCACACCUCUUCUUCAUCAGCCCCAUUGUGCCGGAAGAGAAAGACUUGCCUUGCGUGCAGCGCUUGUCCCAAAAGGAGCUGUGCUGCCUGCGCCGCUUCUUCGAGCGACGGCAUCCAAUCUUUGCUGCACCACUUCCAGCGGCUGAUCCGACACCCAAGCCUUUAGCGCGUGCUGCGGCAGCCGCCUCGCAAGAAGAUAAAAACUUCCCGGCCAGAGGCGCGGCAUGCAUGAAGAUGUGGCCGUGGAUGCGUGACCUGCCCAGCGGCAUUUGGGCUGGUCGCGGCUUGGCCUACGAUGAGCAGAGCGGCUUGCGGCGCUUGUCCUCGGCAGGCGGCGCAGAAGCCAUGCACAGCGUCCAAGUCUGGGAGUCUGUCGGAGCUGCUGGGCAGCCGGCUGCUCAGCCGCCUACUGCUGCAAAGUCAGCUGCUGCAACGCCUGGACCUGCUGCAGCAGGCGGGAAUGUUCCAGGCAAUGCCCUGAAGCCUGCGAAGGUGCUGUCCAAGCAGCAGGAGAAGCAGAGCGGCGUCCCUGGCAUCAGUUGGGUGUCACCACAGUUCACUUGGAAGCUUCGAUGGACUGAAAAAGACGAAAAAGGAGCCAGCACCCGCCAAGCACAAUCUUUUACCAUCAGCAGCUUCAUGAAACAGGGCCUGAAUGAGGUGGAGGCUGAGGCCGCCGCGCUGGAGGCUGCCAAGGCCUUCCGCGCGGACUUGGUGGCUAAGGGCUGCAUCAAGGAGAAGGUCCGGGACGAGAGCCUCACCUCCGACGUGCCCGGGGUAAGCUUCCAAAAGCUGAAGAAGAAGUGGCUGGUUCAGAUUGUCAAGCCUGGCAGUAGGAACAUCCAUGGCGGCUACUUCACGGAGAAGGCCGAGGCGGAGGCUCGCGCCACUGAGCUUCGGGAGCUCCACGGGCUCCAGCGCACCGUGAAGAGCUGCGCUGCCCGGGCGGAGCUGCCGGUGUUUCAGCCCAAGGUGGCGUUCCCGGGCGUCACUUGGCACGCGAGAAGUCAAUGCUGGCAGGCAGACAGCAAGGGAACGAUUCGGAUGCAACGCACUUUCAAGCCCCUGGAGCACUCGGAGCUGGAGCUGGAGAAGGCCUUUGCCAAGGCAGUGGCCUGGCUCAAGAAGCAGCGGAAGGAGAUCCAAGACGGAGGAGGCGCUGGAGCGAAGGGCAAAAUUGACAAGAAGGGAAGGAGCAAGAAGGGCUGA
Effrenium voratum is the source of this 1818-nucleotide messenger RNA. The record is from the annotation of a GenBank genome assembly. Lineage: Eukaryota; Dinophyceae; Suessiales; Symbiodiniaceae.